AUGUCAUUUUCCCCUGAACUUUACCAGUCACACUUGUCUGCCACCAGACCUCUGCAGCUAAUCCAAAAUGCUGCUGCACGUCUGGUGUUCAACCUCGCCAGCUUCUUCCACACCACUCCUGUUCUCAAUUCACUACACUGGCACCCUGCUGCAGCUCGAUCCAGUUCAAGGCUCUGGUACUGGCCUGCAGGAGUCCACAGUGCAGACUACUACAUGCAGGAAGCCAAGAGACUGAAGCACAAAGCUGAUGCUUUGAUGGACAAAUUUGGUAAAGCAGUGAACUACGCAGACGGUGCCCUCUCCUUCAUAGAGUGUGGAAAUGCUAUGGAGCGAGAUCCACUAGAGGCCAAAUCACCUUAUACCAUGUACUCAGAGACUGUGGAGCUAAUCAGGUAUGCCAUGAGGUUGAAGAACUUCACCAGCCAUUCAGCUACUGUCGCUGAGAAGAAACUAGCUGUGUUAUGUAACCGCUGUCUGUCUCUGCUGUAUCUGAGGAUGUUCCAUCUGAAGAAAGACCAUGCUGUCAAGUACUCACGGUCACUCAUGGAGUACUUCAAGAAUUCAGCCAAGAGUUCCCACCAAGCACCUUCUCCCUGGAGGACCAAUGGGAAGGUCAAUGGGACUCCAUCUCCCCUCUCGCUUAGCCCCUCCCCAGCCAGCAGUGGAGGAGGAGGAGGGCAGGAGGAGGAGGAUCUGGAAGUGCCCCAGGCUCGUUCGGCAGUGUGGCUAUUCCCCAACGAAUUCACCACAUGGCUGCCAGUCACGUUAACAUCACCAACAACAUCCUGCGGAGCUAUGAACACUGGGAGACGGCCGACAGACUGGCCACUGAUAGCCAAGAUUUCUUCCAGGAGCUGGACUCGGUGAUGGAGCCGCUGAGUCAGCAGAGCAGCAUGACUGAGCUGGUCCGAUACAUCAGGCAGGGACUGCACUGGCUCCGCAUAGAUGCUCACCUGCUGUAGAGACGGGA
Molecule: messenger RNA, 970 nt
Organism: Xiphias gladius (swordfish)
Lineage: Eukaryota; Metazoa; Chordata; Actinopteri; Istiophoriformes; Xiphiidae
Product: AF4/FMR2 family member 2-like
Exons: 8
Coding region: 1-867 (288 amino acids)
Biological process (GO): regulation of RNA splicing
Cellular component (GO): nucleus; nuclear speck
Molecular function (GO): G-quadruplex RNA binding
Source: RefSeq, a predicted model, not a curated record